AAGGUGGCUGUUUGUACAUAGUGGUUUAAACUAAAGUUAAAGCAGAAGUUAUUAAUGUACUUCUAAUCAAUGUGAGAAAGUUAUUCAAGAUGUGCUAACUUCUAUGACUGUAUUCUUUCUGAACUGAAGCACAUUUAAAAGAUUUAUAGACCUUUAAAACAGGUCAUUAGAUAUAAAGGUCUAUUAGACCAAUACAGAUCAUUCCGUAAAGUAAGAUUUUUGUGUUUUAAAAAUAAUUCAUCAUGGCAUUUGCUGGCUUGAGAAAGCAAAUCAACAAAGCCAACCAGUAUAUGAGUGAGAAGAUUGGUGGAGCAGAGGGAACUAAGUUUACAGAGGAAUAUAUGGAAAUGGAAAGAAAAGUAGAUUUGCUGAAUGAGUUAGUGGAAGAACUGAUAACCAAGACAAAGGAAUUCCUCCAACCCAAUCCAGCCUCGAGGGCAAAAAUGGUGGUUAGUUCAAAAUUACGAGGAGGAACCAAGACUCAUGCUUAUCCUCAGCCUGAAGGAAUCCUUGGAGAUGAGAUGGUCAAAUAUGGAAUGAAUUUUGGAGAAGAGAACAUAUUUGCUCAGAGCCUAAUAGAAACAGGGGAGACAUUAAGGCAGAUGGCGGAAGUGCGUUUUGCUCUAGAAGACAGUGUAAAACAAAAUUUUCUGGAACCUCUACAUCAUCUUCAGACAAAGGAUUUAAAGGAUGUAUUGCAUCACAGAAAAAAGCUUCAGGGGAGACGGCUAGAUUAUGACUGCAAAAAGAGAAGACAAGCAAAAGGGUCUAUGCCAAAAGCUAAACAAGGAACAGCUGUCACAGAGGAAGAAAUUAGGCUAGCAGAAGAUAAGUUUGAAGAAUCAUUUAACCUAGCCUCCAUGGGUAUGCAUAACCUUUUGGAAAAUGAUGUGGAACAGAUUUCCCAGUUGGCAUCCUUGGCAGAGUCCUUAUACGAGUAUCAUUGUCAGUGUGCUGAAAUUAUGAGAGAAUUAAAUGAACGGCUUAUUGAACACAAGAAUUUAGCAAUGGGACGUCCCCAUGAACCAUACCAACCCAGGAAACUUGAAGAACUGAACAUUCCAGCAAUCCAGGAUGACUUAUCCCCAGGAGACAUAACCAUGAAUUAUAAUGGAGGCCCUCCUCCUUAUCCAAUGGUUUCAGCUUCACCUGCUCGAUCUCCUGCAUCAUCUCCUAUUAACCCACGCCACCCUGAUACACUGUUUCUAACUGGGCAUGGAAGUCCUUCCACUGGUGGUGCCACAUCACCAUGUCGUUCACCCAGUCGCUCUCCUAAUGCCUCUCCACUUCCUUCUCCUGUUCGUUCUCCAGCUAGAACACCAGUGCGUCAGCAGCCUUGCUGCCAAGCCCUCUAUGAUUUUGAUCCAGAAAAUGAGGGAGAGUUGGGUUUCAAGGAAGGGGACGUGAUCAAUCUUGUGUGCCGAAUUGAUGAAAACUGGUAUGAAGGCACCAUGAAUGGCCGCUCAGGCCUAUUUCCUGUGAGCUAUGUCCAAGUGAUGGUGCCACUGCCAUGAUCUGUGAAUCUGACCAUGGUGCCACAGAUAGGUUUAAAAUCUGCACAGAAUGUCGUGUAAAGGUCUCAUUUAGUCUCUUUUUUUUUCCCCCUUAGUUUGGCUAAUUUAUUUUGGUCAAAGGCUCAGGAUCCUGGCAAUAAGGUAGUCUUAAGUGUUAACUCUUUAUUUACUAAGAUGAUGAUAAUUUUAGUGCUGAUGUACCCAUUAAAUUCCAUGUAAAUGGACUUCCUGAAGUUGGAAAACAAGGUAAACAAUGCUUAGUGAAGUUAUAGUCAGACUUAGUUAUAAAAGAAGUUAUUUCCAAAUAGUGUUGAGGUUUCAAAGAAUACCCAUGAAUUCUAAUGAAUGGUGCUAUAGAGUCUGUAGUAAUCAAGAAAUGUAAAACUUUCAUUAAGAUUUUUCAUAUAGAAUAGCCUGUUCUGGAAAUAGAUCAGAAUUUCGUGUUCUGUAUAGAUAAUUUUGUGACAUUGUCUGAUUUAUACAUUAAAGAUAUUGAUAUAUUAGUUAUUAAACAAAGGGUUUUGAAAUUUACAUUUAUUUUCUUCCAGAGCAAUUACAACUAUUUCUGGAUUGUUUAAUAAAAAAAUCUUUACUCGUGAAUGUAAUGGCAAAUUGAUUUUAUAUAAUAUAAGAAUGAUUUAAUAAUUGGUGAAAUUUAUUUCGUACAGAAACUUACUAUAUUAAUGUAGAUGUGUAUAACUGAAGACAAAAGAAAAUUAAUUGCUUCAGGUGCAGUACCAGCUGCUCUCACAUUUUAAUGUUUUUAUAAAAGAAUUGGUUAAAUUUCUGUUGUGUGUAAUGUUUUAAACCUCUAUAUUUAAACAUUGAAAGAGAAGCAGGAGCUGUUUGUAUUUCUGUUUUUUCUUAGUAUAGAUAAACCAUGAGAUUUAUUACCUGAUUUGACAUUGUUUUAUGUUCUAGUGUUACAAACUCAAAUUAUCUUACACGAUAUUGCCAGGUUCCUUUUUGUUCUGAUUCGCUGAACAUAAUGUCUGGAAUGUCCAUGUUCUUUUGGGAAUGUUAAACAAGACUGUGCGUGUGUGUGUGUGCAUUGCACAAAUGUUUUGUGUAGUAAAAGAUUCUGUAACUAAGAAAAUUGGGAUUUAUGAUAAUUUUCACUUGGGAAUGUUAUGAAUUGUUGUAUAAUUUAAUAAUUUCAUGUAAGAUUUCUUCUGUACAGCUUUGUGAUGGGUUCCACUAACUGGAUAAAACAGUAUGUUCUAUCUAGCAUACGAGGUAGUAAAAUGUGAACUACUAUGAUCGAUGACACAGCAUUAAAGCUGAAGCUUCAUUAUGGUGGUACGUUAAUUUGUAUAGAUAUUAUUUUAGAGAUGACAUGGUAAAAGUUAUGUACAGCAUACUUUUACUUAGAACAUCAUAUAUGUUAGAUUCAUAGCUCAUAGUGCACCUGAUUUUAGUUUUACAUCUACAGUAUUUUAACUAGUUUCUCACAUCAGUAAUUCAGUUCAGUUGGUUCGGAACUUUUUAUAGGGUGUUUUAUUAGCCAGCUAUUUUCUAGAUUAUUUAAAUUUUAUUAUUACUAUUUGUAACAUUUUAUUCACUGCAAAGGAAUACACAUUAAUAUAGGUAUUUGAAUAAUAAGUGACGUGUAUUUUAACAUGAUGUGACACUCUGUAGCUUUCUUUGGUUUACAGAUGAGAGGUGAUAUUUCCCCAAACCAGACUAAUGUAUAAAAACAAAACAACUAAAUGGGUCACAUGCUUUAACUUGGAUCAAAAUGCCUGAUUUUAAUGAAAAUAAAAACCAGACAUGGUACUUAUUGUUUUAAAACUCUUUUAAUGUUGGCUAUAGUAAUAAAUUAUUAGUUAGUUGAUGUUUUCUGAUUUGAGCAUGAUAUAACUUGCUUUAUAAAGUUAUCAGCUCAUGUAAUUUGAGUUUGUUAUUAUAUUAAAGUGUUCAGUGUUCUUGUUAGUAGGAUAUAAGUUAGUUCUGUGUAGUAACCAGCUUUGCUAGUGCUUAUGAGGAAUACAUUUUUGUCCCCAAUCCAUAUUGUUAGUUCAUUACCACAUCUUUUAUAUCAUUAAAACUUAGAUAAUUUAAAUCACUUACAUUACUAAAACCUAUCUUUAAUAUGCUUAUACAUGCAACAAAAAUUGUAUAAUCUUUUAAGCAUAUUAACAGAUAUUAUGAUGCUCUAAAUGUGUUAGUGGAACUCAUCCAAAGUAUUUUUGUGUAUUUGCCCUUCAUCCAAACAUUUACAGGAGACAGAGUUUGAAGAACCAGAAGAGCUAUUAAAUAAAUAACCUGUUCUUUGCCAUGAUUAUUCAGUUGUAAAUUAAUUGUUGACUUUUUUACAAUUUUGAUUAUAUUUUAUAGGCGAAAUAACUUUUUUUUUUGUGAUGUAUUCAAUAAGAGGUUUUAUCUAAAUUCUUCAUAUAUCUGGAAGCUUGGUUAAAAUCGAGAUAUACAAAUAUGGAAUAACAUUAUGCCUAACUGAUUUACAAGCUUUUUUACAAUCAUCAUUGUUUAACUUUGUUGAGGUAUGUAAAUAUAUUUAAUCAGUUUGAUUCACAAAGAGAUGUGAGGAGACAAUGGGAAAUGUGUUUUCAAAGAUGGCACCAUCUCUUUAAGAUGAUUGGUAGUAGUAGAAGUAAUGACAUCUCUGUUGUGCUAGUCAUUUUGUGGCUGUUGUACUUACAUUUGUUUUCCGUUUAGCUGUACUAAUUGUCCUCAGCCUUCAAGUAGGCUUCUGUGAGAAAAACGAAGAUGUAAUUUUAAACAUCUUUGCCUGUUAUCCACUAUUAACAUUUGUUUGUAUCAGAUGUUGAUUGUUAACAUUAUUAUAGAUCUACAUCUUUGCAUGUUAUCCACUAUUAAUGUUUGUAUCAGAUGUUGAUUGUUAACAUUAUUGUAGAUCUACAUCUUUGCAUGUUAUCCACUAUUAAUGUUUGUUUGUAUCAGAUGUUGAUUGUUAACAUUAUUAUAGAUCUACAUCUUUGCCUGUUAUCCACUAUUAAUGUUUGUUUGUAUCAGAUGUUGAUUGUUAACAUUAAUAGAGAGCUCUGUCAGAGUCUUAGUGCAGUUGCAACUUUUUGCUAUAUUUACUGUGUAUUUCAAACUUUAACUAUAAUGCAUAUAAAAAAUGAUAAAGAUUUUGGUUUAUUUACCCAAGGAAUGUUAUUUUACCUACUACUUAGUAAACUUAGAUUGGAGUGUUAGUGUCAACUGUAUUCUUACUGGAUAAUACUACUUCUUAUUUUACAUAAAUAUUAUGUCUUGUAUAAUUCCAGCAGAUGGUUCUUUUGUCCAGUACAUAUAUAUCCACCUGAAGCAAGGAUUGGUCAAUCUCUUAACUUAUUGAGUACUUUUGAGCUUGUCUGUGAUUUACUCAUGUUGUUAGUUGUAUAGUGUAUUCUCUAUGCUUUUUUGAUGUUUCAUUUUGUUUUGUGAAUUAAACCUUUAUUUUUUAUUGUGAUUAUCUGGUUAUUGGCAUUGUUGUGUGUUAUCCUCAUGAUUUUGUCCUAAUCUUCAGAAUGGUCUUUUUCUAUCCAUGCUGUAUUGUGGCUUAUUCCAUUUUUAUUUUUUAAUGUUCUAUAUCUGUGUCCAUGCUAAAUUAUACUAUUAGUGAUUGAUCUUUUAAAUAUAUUGCUGUUGUCUUCAUUGUAUCUUGAGAUUGCUAAUUGGUCUUCUGUUUUGUUUUGUUUUAUAUAUAUAUUAGUGUUAUAUUAAUUAAAACUUAUUAUAUAUAACUUUUUUCAUUCUUUUAUCAGAAUUGCAGUGCUGUAAAAAGGACUUCCUUUUGCCUGUGUUGUAUUUAGAAAUUAAUACUUUGUCUUUUAAAUAACUUAAUCUUAUAUUAGUCAUUUCUUUUAUCUUUUUUUUUUUUUUUCUACUGAGGUUGGUAUAUUGCCUUCUGAAUAGCACUUUUAAACAUAUUUUGUCAUGGGAUUGAUAUAUAUAGUUUUCUUAGUUACUUUAAUUUGUCUUUGGAUUAUGAGAUUGGUGUUUUGUCUUCUAAGUUGUAUUUUGAGAUUGGUAGUUGAUCACUUGAACAAUAAUAUGUUUUACUAACUUUUUGCCGUGAGAUUGGUACAUAGUUUACUUCCCAUAUUGUAUUAAUAGAUUGGUAAUGGUUUGUUAUUUUGAUUUUGAAGUUUUUUUUUCUACUUGUAUCUUUUUGAUAUUAUGUACUUACUAUGUUUUAUCUGUAUGCCGAUAAGAUAUUCUUGUUCUAUAAGCUUCUGAUGAUAUUUCUGAUAGGUUAUUUCUUUUCUUUCAAAUUGUAGGUUUGUUAGUGCAUGUGCUUGUUGUUGUUUUUUCUUCAAAUCUGUUGUUUUUUUAGUAGUGAUAUUUUGAAUGCUAGUACUAAAUUUGGCCCGAGAGUUUUAAACUUAUAUUUUGUUUGACAAUAAUUUGUACUAACUAAGGUGUUACUGAAACCUUAGUGUUUUUUGAGUCUUGAAUAUACUUUUCCAGUGAAUAAAGUUAAUGGAAUGUGAAGCAUAAAAUUAACCUCUCUUCUAAUUGGUUAUCAAUAGUGAAAGUAAACAAAACUGAAUUUGUUACUCAGUUCAUUUAAUAUACGUACUUCUCCUUACCUUAUUACCUAAUUCAAGUGGAGUUAAACUUCACUUCAGGUUCCAAAGUUUUAUUUAUGGUCUAAUGUAAGAUUUUGUAUUGAUACAGUUUGCAUAUUUAAAAGUAUGAGAAGGUUUUCAUGAUUCUGCCUUUAAUACUGUUUAAUGAAGAUUAUUGGUUUGUUUUAUUUAAGCACAAAGCUACACAAUGGGCUAUCUUUGCUCUGCCCACCACAGGUAUCGAAACCCGGUUUCUAGCGUUGUAAGUCCGCAGACACAGGUAGCUCAUUGUAUUAAUCCAGUGAUAAGAAAGGUAAUAGUUUGCUUUCAUUUUACAGUUAACUCAUGAGAGCUUAAACCAUGAAGCAUAAGUGUAUUCAGUUACUGUGUUUUGAAAUUUUGACAAUAACUUAUCAAUUUCUAUGAAACUAUUUCUUCAAACUUUGUCUUUCUGUGUAAUCUUGAUAUUGUCAAGUUAUGAUAGUAUUAUCAACGAGCAACGACUUUAUCUAUUGUAAAUUUGAAUUUCUGUGAUUGUUGAGUUUUGUUCCAGUGAUAGAAAUAAAUAGGCAUCAUCUCAAA
Molecule: messenger RNA, 6634 nt
Organism: Limulus polyphemus (Atlantic horseshoe crab)
Lineage: Eukaryota; Metazoa; Arthropoda; Merostomata; Xiphosura; Limulidae
Product: endophilin-A-like
Exons: 14
Coding region: 243-1514 (423 amino acids)
Biological process (GO): synaptic vesicle uncoating
Cellular component (GO): glutamatergic synapse; presynapse; cytoplasm
Molecular function (GO): protein binding
Source: RefSeq, a predicted model, not a curated record